Messenger RNA from Marmota monax (woodchuck), 2047 nucleotides. RefSeq names its product deoxyribonuclease 1 like 1 (gene Dnase1l1). The coding region runs from base 279 to 1343 and encodes 354 amino acids. Lineage: Eukaryota; Metazoa; Chordata; Mammalia; Rodentia; Sciuridae. The transcript is spliced from 8 exons. Gene Ontology annotation, cellular component: nucleus. The record is from RefSeq and is a predicted model, not a curated record. Gene Ontology annotation, molecular function: DNA nuclease activity. Gene Ontology annotation, biological process: DNA catabolic process.
GGCCCUGCUGGGUGGGUCAGGAAGAGUUUCCUCUUUUCUCCCCGCUCUGGUCCCUACCCAGGCAGGCGCUGCGAUCUCGUGAGGUGUCGUGAUCCGUUUAAGUCUGAGGCAGGCGUGGAGACAAGCAGGCGUGAGCAGGCAUAUGUGAAGACAUUGGCAGGUAUCCCCAGGGAGAGAUGCAGAAAACCUGCAGGGUGAGUGCCGCUUAAGCAAGUCCAACUGGGAGCACACUGAGCAGUUUAGAUUCCUCUGGAGAAACGCCUUUGCUGCAUGCAGUUAUGCACAGUCUAGCUGCAUUCCUGCUCAUCCUCCUGGCUGGUGGUGCUGAGGCCUUUCGCAUCUGUGCCUUCAACACCCAGCGGCUGACACUGGCCAAGGUGGUCACGGAGCAAGUGAAGGACACCUUAGUCCAGAUUGUGGCUCGCUGUGACAUCAUGGUGCUACAGGAGGUGGUGGAUUCUUCUAAUAAGACCAUCUCCCUCCUGCUUCAAGAACUCAAGCGCAGAUUUGAUGGCUCCAGACACUAUAGCUCCCUGGACAGCUCCAGGUUGGGGCGCAGCACAUACAAGGAGAAGUAUGUGUACAUCUACCGGUCUGACAAGACACAGGUCCUGAAUUCCUACCAGUAUGAAGAUGAGGAUGACCUAUUUGCCCGGGAGCCCUUUGUGGCCCAGUUCACUUUGCCUAGCAAAAUCCUUCCCAGCCUGGUGCUGGUCCCACUGCACACCACUCCUAAGGAUGUAGAAAAGGAGCUGAAUGCCCUAUACAAUGUGUUUCUGGAUGUCUCACAGCGCUGGCAAAGCAAGGAGGUGAUCCUACUUGGGGACUUCAAUGCUGAUUGCACUUCACUGCCCAAAAAACGCCUAAGCCAGCUUCUACUGCGAACUGAAGCAGGCUUCCACUGGGUGAUUCCUGAUGGGGAGGACACCACAGUGAGAGCGAGCACCCACUGCACCUACGACCGCAUUGUGCUGCAUGGGGAGGGCUGCCAGAGCCUGCUGCAGGCUGCAGCUGCCUUCAACUUCCCCAAGAGCUUCCAUCUCACUGAGGAAGAGGUAGUGAGGCCCUCAGCAUCAGUGACCACUACCCUGUGGAGGUGGAGCUCAAUCAGACUGCUCGCAGUAUCCAGCCCCUCAGCCUGCCCACUCUGCUCCUGCUGUCACUGCUUUUGUCACUCCUGCCCUCUCAGCUGGACCUGGUGGCCCACGGGUGUGAUGUCCAUGUUGCCUUUAGGACUUAAUUCUUGGUCUCACCCAUCCAGUCUGUUCUGCCCUGGGGCUGAAGUGACCCUUUUGCUUAGUUUGGCUUUUUUCUUGGUAUUAGAAGGGGCAUCCAGGACCUGAGGCUGGACCCAUGAUGCUUCCCUUCAGGUAGUGUCAGGAGUGAAAACAAAAGCAGGUGUCAUGGCUGGAGAGAUGAGCUCAGGUGGCAUCAUCUUCUCUCUGCCAGACCUCACAGAGCUCAGAAAGGGGACUCACAACAGAUCAAAAAAUUCUACUGUAUGACAAAAAUGAAACUUACAAAGACUGAAAAGCCAGAUUGGAUGGGUAUUACAUGUGGGUAGCAGAUGUCAACAGGAAACCAUUAAGAACCCAGUAGAUACACAAAUGGAGAUUUAAAAAAAUCUAUGGAGAUAAGGUGUUACACCACCACCACCAAAAAAUAGUAAUAGGAAACAAAUAAGCUCAUUGCAACCCUGUGUGUGACUAACUCACAAAAGCCCCAGGGUCAGGCUGGGGUUGUGACUCAGAGGAAAGAGUGCUUGCCUAACAUGCAUGAGGCACAAGGUUUGAUCCUCAGCACCACAUAGAAAAAUAAAAGGUAUAUGUUCACUUAUAACUAAAAAAAAAAAAAGUUUAGGGGCUGGGGAUGUGGCUCAAGCGGUAGCGCACUCGCCUGGCAUGUGUGCGGCCCGGGUUCGAUCCUCAGCACCACAUACAAACAAAGAUGCUAUGUCCGCCGAUAACUAAAAAUAAAUAAAUAUUAAAAAUUUAAAAAAAAAAAAGUUUAAAAAUAAACAGCCCCAAUGUCUGUGGUCAGGCCUGUC